Molecule: messenger RNA, 4194 nt
Organism: Anastrepha ludens (Mexican fruit fly)
Lineage: Eukaryota; Metazoa; Arthropoda; Insecta; Diptera; Tephritidae
Exons: 2
Coding region: 52-3945 (1297 amino acids)
Biological process (GO): DNA integration
Molecular function (GO): nucleic acid binding
Source: RefSeq, a predicted model, not a curated record
CCAGGCCACACUCUUGACGAGUGCUCAUCUACUUAUACAUGCCAAAGGUGCAUGCAAAAACAUCAUACACUGUUGCAUGACAGUCUUUCUACGCAACCCAACAAGGUUGCUACUCAUCAUACGCGUUCCGAUUAUUUAAUACAGACACCAAACACAAAUGAUCUCACAUCUGUUCUGCUUGCAACUGCGGUUAUUGGAAUACGCUCUCCCACAGGGCAUGAACUCCAACUGCGGGCGCUUCUGGACAAUGGAUCACAGGCAUCUUUUAUCAGCGAGUUUGCAGUUCAACAACUACACCUUCGCAGAGCCCGUCUUCAAGUACCCAUCACCGGUAUAGGCGGAUGCCAACCCGAGUUCAACAUCGAUUGUUCGGCUCUGGUCCUGCCCCGCUUGGGACAUCUCAUGCCGUUAAAACGUGUCGAUCCAAAACCAUAUUCGGAGUUUCUCGAUCUGCCAUUAGCCGAUCCAAACUUCUUCGAACCAGGGUCUAUUGAUGUCAUCAUCGGCGCAGACCUCUACGGUCUCCUUUUGCGCAACGACAUCAAACGCUCUGCCAUCAACAAAGUUACCGCACAGAAUACUCACUUAGGAUGGGUAAUCUACGGGCGUCUGCCCCACACAUCUACACUACUCCUGGCCACCACGUUUUGCGCUACAGCCACUACUGAGCUCAACAAUUUGGUUCAGCAACUGUGGAAGUUCAAUGAAUGUGAGGACGUGGAAGGCUCAUCCUCAAUGACGCAAGACGAAAUUUACUGCGAGAAGCUAUUUGAGCGUACAGUGUGUCGCGAUCUUUCCGGGCGCUAUCACGUUCAAUAUCCCUUUAAGGAGUCCUGUGACCUUGCUGCUCUAUCCGAUUCUAAAUCAGAUGCCCUUCGACUAUUCGCAUACCAACAAGCGCGCCUUCAAAACAAUGCCACACUGAAUGGAAUGUAUACAGCGUUUAUGGCUGAGUACAGAAAUCUUGGUCAUAUGGAGCCAGUCCCAUCUGACGAUAUUGCGCAUCCAGUAUGUUACAUUCCUCAUCAUGGUGUGUACAAAAAGGGUAGCACUACGACGAAGCUUCGCACUGUAUUUAAUGCUUCAAGGAAAUACAAAGGUGGCGUUUCUCUAAACGACUGUCUUCAUGUUGGACCCAAGCUGCAGAGCGACUUAAGCUCCAUCAUUUUAAAAUGGCGAAUGCAUCGAGUUGCGUUCAUAGCGGACAUUGAAAAAUGUUAUCGCCAGAUUUUAGUCAGCAGACCUGAUGCUGAUAUGCAGCGGAUUGUCUGGCGUGACGAGCAGGGCAAGCCAGCCAUUUACCGGUUGCUCACUGUAACUUACGGCUUAAAUUGCUCGCCCUAUCUCACCAUUAAGGUUCUGCACACGCUUGCUACGGAUGAAGAACACGAUUUUCCGGCAGCAUCAAAGAUAUUAACGGAGUCGUUUUACAUGGAUGAUUGCCUGCAUGGUGCCGCAACCGUGGAAGACGCUCUGAAUAUUCAACGCCAGCUACAACAGCUUUUGCAGCGCGGCGGAUUCAACCUUCGGAAGUGGAUGUCCAACUCUACUGAAUUUAUGGGACAUCUGUACACUGAAGACGAAAACCUUGGGCUGUCCCGCAACUUAAAUCUUGAUAGCGAAACAAACGCUCUCGGAAUUUAUUGGCUGUGCGACACUGACAGCAUCGGUUACAAGACAAACGUAACACCUAUCAUUGGAGACAUCACAAAGAGGCAGCAAUUGUCCGAUGUGGCCAAAAUCUAUGACCCGCCGGGUCUACUAGCACCUGUCGUAGUUAAAGGUAAAGCUAUUUGUCAGCAGCUGUGGUUAUCGGGUGUCGAUUGGGACGAUCCCAUUCCUGAUCCAUUUCAACAAGAAUGGCGACGCUUUAGAGCCGAAAUGCCUCAAAUAAGAGAACUCAAAGUGCCCAGGUGGGUUGGAGCUGAGCCCAGUGUAUCCAGUUACCAACUGCAUGUAUUUUCUGAUGCCUCUACUGUGGCAUAUGCUGCUGUCGCGUACCUUCGUGUGGAAACUUCAGGUAAAGAUGUAAAAAUAUCAAUUCUAACCGCUAAGACUAAGGUGGCACCACUGAAGAAGAUAACCAUCCCGUGUUUGGAGCUAAAUGCUGCUCUACUCGCAGCGAAAGUAGCCGCUAAAGUGCUGUCAACACUGCAACUACCAGCGAUUCGACUUUACUGUUGGUCGGAUUCCAAAACCACGCUCAGCUGGAUUCGAUCAAAUCCUGGUAAACACAAGCAAUACAUCAGCAAUCGUCUAACUCAAAUCCAAGAGUUAACACCAAUCAAUGCUUGGAAGUAUGUACCUACUACAACGAACCCAGCCGACAUUGCAUCCCGGGGUAUUUUCCCGUCUCAGCUCGCAGGGUUGUCGCUGUGGUGGCGGGGACCUUCGUGGCUAAAUCGUCACUCAAGCACCUGGCCUGAACAACACAACGGUUCGACAGAUCCAGACGAAGAAUUAGUUCUCUCUCUAGUGACGAUUCCGGAAGAGUCCAAACCAACCAUGCUCACGACAUUGCUUCAAGAAUACUCGAAUCUCAACAAGCUAUUGGCAGUCACAUCUUGGUGUCAGCGUUUCCUUGCCGCACUGAUGAAGCGACCCCAUGAAACAACUCUAUGGUGCACUGUGACCGAAAGAACCGCGGCCUUGCAAUUCUGGAUAAGCAAACCGAUUUGCCAGAAGAGCAAGCUCCUCAAAUUGAACCCAGUUUUGGAUGACGAUGGUAUUUUGCGUUUAAACGGGCGGUUGAAGAACGCAAACAUGCCUUUCUAUGAACAGUUUCCAUGCUUGUUACCGAAACAGGAUCCUCUGUGCACGUUACUGAUCAGUCAAGCGCAUGACUAUACGUUGCAUGGCGGCGUUCAAUCGACUCUCAACUUUAUAAGAAGAAGAUACUGGAUUAUUGACGCUCGUUCGCCAAUCAGACGAUUCAUUCAUCGUUGUAUAAAAUGUUUUCGUCACCGAGGUGUUCCCUCGACCCAAAUCAUGGGAAGCCUUCCCACGCAUCGCUGCAACGCAGCAAAACCUUUUAGUCAUUGUGGUCUCGAUUACGGUGGACCGUACCAAAUUCGUAGCGCGAAAGGCAGAGGCCAUCACAGUUACAAGGGCUAUGUUGCCCUAUUCGUAUGCUUCAGCACCCGAGCAAUUCAUCUGGAGCUGGUUAGCGACUUGAGCACUGCAGCGUUUCUUGCAGCCCUUCGAAGAUUCUUUGCACACCGUGGAUACAGUUCGGACAUAUACAGCGACUGUGCUACAACGUUCGUAGGAGCCGAUGCGGAACUAAAAGCAGAUCUGACCAGCUUUCGACAACAGCUUGAGGCGGCAGCACGGUACGUGCCAACUUGGGGAGUAACAUGGCAUUUCAUACCACCUGGAUCUCCAAAUUUCGGAGGCAUCUGGGAGGCGGGUAUAAAAAGCAUGAAACAUCAUUUAAAGCGCAUAAUUGGCAGCGCGAAGCUAACAUUUGAAGAAUUUUAUACUCUUUUAAAGCAAGUGGAAGCAGUGCUUAACUCGAGGCCGAUCUCGGCACUAACAGAAGACGCAGCGGACUUAGCUGCGUUGACCCCUGGACAUUUUUUGGUGGGCGGUCCGUUAGUUGCUACUCCCGAACCAAGUUUACUUGAUGUUAAUCCAAAUCGACUCAAAAGGUGGAAACAGCUUCAACAAAUGCAACAACAUUUCUGGGCCCGAUGGAGUUGUGAGUACCUGCGAGAACUACAAGUAAGACGCAAAUGGCAUCAAACUAGCACCAAUCUAGCACCCGGAGACUUGGUCUUAAUACGCGACGAGCGCGCUCCUCCCACUCAGUGGACGUUGGGUCGUAUAAUAGACGUGCAUCCAGGAACUGACGACGUUGUCAGAGUGGCAACCAUUCGUACGCCAACUUCCAUUAUCAAGCGAGCCAUAUCAAAGUUAGUACUGUUGCCUAUGGAGGACACCUGAUGUCUUUACGGUGGGCGGCUGGUCCCUUAUUUCGUCGCAGGACCUGGACGAGGUGGGCGGAAUGUUACGACUGAAUGCAAAGCUGGUCAAUAAAAUGCUAAUAUGGCAACCCCGUUACUUUUGACAUUUGCUUUUCCCAUAUGUUGCGCACCCGCUUUUUCGCUCUCUUUUUGCUUUGACUUUUUCGCGAACGGACGUGCCGCUGCAGAAUAUAAUUAGAAUAUACAAAAUUAUAUACUCUACAAUAUA